Molecule: messenger RNA, 3595 nt
Organism: Musca vetustissima
Lineage: Eukaryota; Metazoa; Arthropoda; Insecta; Diptera; Muscidae
Gene: Oseg4
Product: WD repeat-containing protein 35
Exons: 11
Coding region: 2-3595 (1197 amino acids)
Biological process (GO): non-motile cilium assembly; intraciliary retrograde transport; protein localization to cilium
Cellular component (GO): non-motile cilium; intraciliary transport particle A
Molecular function (GO): protein binding
Source: RefSeq, a predicted model, not a curated record
AAUGUUUGUGUAUUUAAGUAAAAAGAUUGCCAUACCAAACAAUGUACAAUUGAAUUGUAUAUCCUGGAACAAGGAACAUGGUUACAUUGCAGUUGCUGGCACAGAAGGCCUGUUAAAGGUGUUGAAAUUGGAACAGGCUUCAAAUGGCCAAAAUAAAGGCGGCUUGGCAGCCGUAUCAAAUUUGUCCAUGAAUCAAACCUUAGAUGGUCACAAAAAUGCUGUUAAAGUGGUGGUCUGGAAUGAUGCCCAACAGAAAUUAACAUCUUCGGAUGUGGAUGGUGUCAUUAUGGUAUGGAUGCUGUACAAGGGUUCGUGGUAUGAGGAGAUGACAAACGAUCGUAAAAAAUCAACGGUAAAUGGUAUGCAUUGGACAUCGGAUGGUACGAAAAUUUGCAUCGUUUAUGCUGAUGGUGCGAUAAUUGUGGGUUCCGUCGAUGGUAAUCGUAUUUGGGGCAAAGAGCUAAAGAACACCCAUUUAAGCGGUGUCCAAUGGAGUCCCGAUAAUCGUUUAAUUCUCUUCAGUUUGGCCAAUGGUGAAUGUCAUCUUUAUGACAAUCAAGGAAAUUUUGCGAUGAAAUUGAAUAUGAAAUGUACCGCUCCUAAUAACAGCAAUCGUCCGAAUCAUGUGGCUGCUUUGAAUUGGUUUAGUGGUAAAACUAAUGGCAACCGACCAGUCUUGGCCAUAUGUUAUGCGAAUGGCAAAGCCCAGUUGAUGGUAGAUGAAAAUGAUGAUAAUCCCAUCAUAAUUACCACACCGAUGACAAUUACCGAUGCAAAAUGGAAUCAUGAUGGUUCUGUAUUGGCAAUCUGUGGCCGCCUUGACGAUGUCUCAACUACAAAAGAAUUGAAUCAAGUUAGUUUCUAUUCACCCUAUGGACAUUUAUAUCGAACGUUGAAAGUUCCCGGUAAUAAAAUAACAUCCAUAUCAUGGGAAGGUAAAUCGUUACGUAUCGCAAUGGCUGUUGAUUCGUUUAUAUAUUUUGCAAAUAUACGUCCGGAUUAUGUAUGGUGUUUUUUCGAGAAGACGGUGGUGUUUCUUAAUGCCAAUCAUGCCAAAGCGAAUAAUAUAAAUGUGAUAACAUUUUGGAAUACCAUUUCGAAUCAGAGUUUUCUUAAGGAGGUCGAACCCUGUCUGGCAAUGGCUGCCUGUAAUGAACAUUGUGUAUUGGCCGUGGAAUGUGUUAGUGGUAAUCUAAAGGAAUUGGCAUUAUCAGCUGUGGAGCGUAAAAAUCCAGAUGAUAAAUUAUAUCAAUUAAUGUUGUGUAAUUCGAUUGGAACUACUGUGGAUUCUAAAUACACCGAGGUGUGUCCAAAUUUUAUCGGGAUCAAUUCAAAUUAUGUAGUCAUAGCUUCAAAAGAUGAAAUAUUAUUGUGGCACUAUCAUACUCCUAAGAGUGCUUCACAGUUGCAUAAUGUCAAAUCACGCAAAGAAAAACGUUUUCAUAUCGAUGAUACACCAACUGGUGUGGAUAUGGCUAAAGACUUGCAACUUGCAACCAAAGGGCGACAAGAUGAGAGGGAUAACAAGACGAACGGUGAUCCUAUAUGUUCAUUGGCUUUGUCGGAGAAAAUUCUGUUAGUCGCACGAGAAUCGGGUAUUAUAAAUGAAUAUAGUAUACCGAAUGUUGCAUUAAGGAAUCGCCAUAAAGUUGGUGUGAAAAUUAUUAAAAUGGCCAUUAAUUCAAAUUCAACUCGUGCUGCUCUCAUUGAUUAUAAUGGCGUAAUGACACUAUUGGAUCUGGACGACGCUCGCGAAACCCAACUGAACUUCAGUCGUGUCGAACGUAAAGAUGUUUGGGCAAUUUGUUGGGCCAAGGAUAAUCCCCUUCUAUUGGCAUUGAUGGAGAAAACUCGCAUGUACAUUUUCCGUGGCAAUGAUCCCGAAGAGCCCAUUGCAUGCUCCGGAUAUAUAUGUACUUUUGAAGAUUUAGAAAUAACCAGUGUCCUACUGGAUGACAUUAUCAGUGGUGAAGAAACUCAAAAUUCCAUUAGUCAUAUCCUGCAAUUGAAGGUGAAAUCUUUACGUGAUACCGAUGAUUUAUUACAACAUGUCGGCUUGGAAGAUGCCAAGCAAUUUAUUGAGGACAAUCCACAUCCACGUUUGUGGCGUCUCUUGGCCGAGGCAGCAUUGAAAAAGCUGGAACUUGAUGUGGCCGAAAAUGCUUUUGUACGCUGUGCCAAUUAUCAGGGCAUACAGCUGAUCAAGAGGCUACGUAAUAUACCAUCGGAAUUGUUGCAAAAAGCUGAGAUUGCUGCCUUCUAUGGCGAAUUUGAAGAGGCGGAAAAGUUGUAUAUUGAUGGAGAUCGUCGGGACUUGGCAAUUAAUUUACGCAUCUCCCUAUGCGAUUGGUUUAGGGUGGUGCAGCUAUAUCGUAUGGGAUCGGGUAUUUCCGAUCAACAAAUGGAAUUGGCAUGGCGAGAAAUUGGCCAUCAUUUUGCAAAUCUACGAUCAUGGGAAAGCGCCAAAGAGUAUUAUGAAAAGUCGCAUGAUAUUGAGGGUCUAAUGAAUUCUCUCUAUCAUUUGGAACAAUUUGAUGAAUUGGAAAAAUGCAUAGAUAAGUUACCGGAAAAAAGUCCUCUAUUGGCUAAAAUUGCAGAAAUGCUAUCCUCGGUGGGCAUGUGCAGCGAGGCUGUAAAUGCUUUUUUGAAAUUUGGUGAUCCCAAAUCAGCAGUAAAUACCUGUGUCAAUCUACGACAAUGGGGUCAAGCCGUGGAGUUGGCACAAAAAUUCCAAAUGCCUCAAGUUACAACCCUACUAAGCAAACAUGCUGCAGAAUUGCUAAAAGAAAAUCGGCUACCCGAAGCCAUAGAAUUGCAACGAAAAGCUGGACGUUAUUUAGAUGCAGCACGCCUAAUGACCAAAUUGGCUGAAAAGGAAACGGAAAAAGGUUCUGAUAUGUUGCGUAUCAAAAAAUUAUAUGUUCUAGCCGGCCUAUUGGCAGAACAACAUUUAAAAAGUUUAGUUGCCAGCUCGGAGGAGACACCCAAUUACAAUGUCGAUCGUAUAACUAUAAUGGAUACCUUAAGUCUUGAAGAUUCGGCAACUAUUGAAAAAAUAUGGCAUUGUGCCGAGGCAUAUCAUUUCAUGUUAUUGGCACAACGACAGUUGCGUUUUGGUAUUGUUCACAGUGCUGUCAUUACCGCGCUACGUUUAAGAGAUUAUGAAGAUGUUCUAAAACCCGAAGAUAUUUAUAGUCUUUUAGCUUUGGCCAGUUGUGCUGAUCGAUCAUUUGGUACUUGUUCGAAGGCCUUCAUUAAAUUAGAAUCGCUGACAGAGUUGCCCGAGGAGACGCUGAAAGAAUUUGAAGAAUUGGCCAUUAAUAUUUUCUCGAAAAAUGAACCAAUUGAUGAUAAGGAGGAUUUUAUAACAUGUUAUGCGUGUAAAACAUCGGUGCCGGAUAGCUUACCGGCAUGUAAUAGCUGUGGCGCCCGUUUUCCACCAUGCGUAUCUUCGGGCAAACCCAUAACCCAGCCCACAGCAAAUAUUUGGAUUUGUGGUACAUGUCAUCAUUGUGCAGCACCAAUGGAAAUCACCCGACAUCGAACCUGUCCAUUGUGUCAUGCCUUAAUAAUGUCCAUGACAUUGGAAGUUUAA